Cucumis melo (muskmelon) is the source of this 1945-nucleotide messenger RNA. RefSeq names its product 4-coumarate--CoA ligase 1-like. The record is from RefSeq and is a predicted model, not a curated record. The transcript is spliced from 5 exons. The coding region runs from base 56 to 1714 and encodes 552 amino acids. Gene Ontology annotation, molecular function: CoA-ligase activity. Lineage: Eukaryota; Viridiplantae; Streptophyta; Magnoliopsida; Cucurbitales; Cucurbitaceae.
CUAUCUGCUUUCUUCACUUCUUAUCUCACUUCACUCACCAAAACUAAAUCCACCAAUGGCUGCCGCCGACGGUUCCUCACCCGAAUUCCUAUUCCGUUCAAAACUCCCGGAAAUUCCCAUCUCCACCCACCUCCCAUUGCACACAUAUUGUUUCGAAAAUAUCUCCGAAUUCAAACAACGUCCAUGUCUAAUCAACGCCGCCACCGGCCACACCUACACCUACGGCGAAGUUCAAGCAAUAUCCCGCCGAGUGGCCGCAGGUCUACACAAGUUAGGUAUCGGAAAAGGUGACGUCAUCAUGCUCCUCCUCCAAAACACCCCAGAGUUCGUUUUAGCUUUCCUCGCAGCCUCCUACCUCGGCGCCGCCGCCACCAUGGCCAACCCAUUCUUCAUGCCGGCGGAAAUUGCAAAACAAGCUGUGUCAUCUGGGGCCAAGGUGAUCAUAACCCAAUCUGCGUUUGCAGAAAAAGUGAAAAAACUAUCUCAGGGAAGUGAGAUGAUCAUUAAAGUAAUAUUCAUCGACGACGACGAUCCUCCGACGAAGGGAGGAUAUAAAUUUUCGUCGUUGAUUGAUGACGUGGCAAAAGAGGAGGAGUUGGAAAUGGGAGAUGUGAAAAUCAGUCCAGACGACGUCGUUGCGUUGCCUUAUUCGUCGGGAACCACUGGUCUUCCAAAAGGAGUUAUGCUGACUCAUAAAGGAUCAGUGACCAGCGUGGCACAACAGGUGGAUGGUGAAAAUCCACACCUCUAUAUCCGAAGCGACGAUGUCGUUUUAUGCCUUCUUCCUUUAUUUCACAUAUAUUCUCUCAACUCAAUUAUGAUGUGUUCGUUACGAGUGGGAGCUGCGAUUUUAAUCGUUCAAAAGUUCGACAUUAAUUCACUUCUGGAAUUGGUUCCUAAAUACAAAGUCACCUUUGCGCCGGUAGUGCCUCCUAUUGUACUUGCAAUUGCCAAAAGUCCAGCUGUUGACCAUUUUGACAUGUCGUCUUUGCGCAUGGUGUUGUCGGGAGCCGCACCACUGGGGAAGAAUCUUGAAGAUGCCUUUCGAGCCAAGCUUCCCCAUGUCAUUCUUGGCCAGGGAUAUGGAAUGACUGAGGCGGGGUCAGUGAUGACUAUGUCGUUAGCCUUUGCAAAGGAGGGUUUCGGGAUAAAAUCGGGAGGUUGUGGAACAAUAAUGAGAAAUUCAGAAAUGAAGAUAGUAUGCCCGCAAACGGGAGUGUCCCUUCCAAGGAAUCGAACUGGGGAGAUUUGUAUAAGAAGUUUUCAAAUGAUGAAAGGAUACCUCAACGACGAAGAGGCCACCAAGGCUAUAAUCGACAAAGAUGGAUGGCUGCACACCGGCGACAUAGGUUACGUCGACGACGACGAUGAGCUCUUCAUUGUCGAUCGUCUCAAGGAACUGAUCAAAUAUAAAGGCUUCCAGGUAGCGCCGGCGGAGCUGGAAGCCCUGCUUAUAUCCCACGGCCACAUCGCCGACGCCGCGGUUAUACCUAUGAAUGAUGAAGUUGCUGGGGAGGUUCCGGUUACGUUCAUUGUCCGAUUCGAUGGCUCCAACAUCACUGAGGAUGAAAUUAAGCAAUACAUCUCCAAACAGGUUGUGUUUUAUAAGAGGAUUAAUCGUGUCUUCUUCGUGGAUUCCAUUCCUAAAAGUCCUUCCGGCAAAAUCUUGAGGAGACAACUUAGAGCUUUGCUCGCAGCCAGCAUUCUUAAUUAGACACCAAACCCUACAACUCCCAAUAAUUAAACUCUCUCUCUUUCUCAGAUGUGUGUAUGUAAAAGGAGAGAGAAGGAACUUCUUUGUGGAUUAUGUUUAUAUGAAGUUCUGUUCCAUGGCUGCAAGGAAGUCAUUCUCUAAUUAAGAAAACAGCUAGUUUUCAAACUUUAUAUAUGUAAACAACAGCUAGUUUUAUGAAGAACUUUAAUCCAAGUUCUGAUUAUUGUUAAA